Chenopodium quinoa (quinoa) is the source of this 932-nucleotide messenger RNA. Its product is annotated as 30S ribosomal protein S21, chloroplastic-like. Gene Ontology annotation, molecular function: structural constituent of ribosome. Gene Ontology annotation, biological process: translation. The coding region runs from base 50 to 595 and encodes 181 amino acids. The record is from RefSeq and is a predicted model, not a curated record. NCBI's taxonomy places the organism in Eukaryota, Viridiplantae, Streptophyta, Magnoliopsida, Caryophyllales, Amaranthaceae. Gene Ontology annotation, cellular component: ribosome. The transcript is spliced from 2 exons.
UAUUUCCUCUUUCUGUGACUCACUAAUCAGUAUAGCCUGUUAGUUAUCCAUGGCUUCAUCCUCAUCUCUUCUCAAUUUUCUCUCUCCUCUUUUUCAAUCAAUCACCUCACAUCCUCCUCCUUCCAACCCCAAAUUCCCCAACCUAAAUCCUCUCUCCUCCCAAUCGAAUUCUCUCUCUCUCUCCUCCCCUAAAAAACAUGAAAAUGCUGCAAUUUCAAAGAAUGAAGAAAACCCAGGUGAUGUAAUGGCGGUUGUAUGCCCAUCUCUUGCGUAUUCAAACACCCUUUACUUCAGAUCAGCUUAUAAUGUUCAGGUUUUGGUGGAUGAUAAUGAACCUGAAGAAAGGCUUCUUAAUCGAUUUAGGAGAGAAGUUAUGCGAGCUGGGGUUAUUCAGGAGUGUAAACGACGUCGUUUCUUUGAGAAUAAGCAGGAUGAGAAGAAGCGUAAGCAUCGUGAAGCUGCUAAGCGUAACAGUCGUCGAAGGCGUGGUCCAUUCCGAGCUCCAUUCCAAGGCAAGGAAGAGGUUGGGAAGGUUGAGAAAAAAGAGGAUGAUGAAGAUAACUGGGACAUGCCCGAAGGAGAUGCUCCUUUCUAAGAGCAUCUUGCAUUUUGCUCUCUUUCACUGACUUCUCUUGUGGCAGAGAGGUUUAGGUUCUGUGUAAGUUAGGCAUUUGUGCUUUCAGUAGCCGUAUUUUCUAUGUGUUUAUAAGGGAUUUAUUGAUUAAAUUGUUGUACUAUUCUGUAGAUCCUUGUGUUUUGGUGGCAUAUACUUCAUUUACAAUUGUAUCAGAGAAUUUGAUGAGACCUCAGAGCAGUUUUGGCUACAGAAGCCUGUAAUUUUAACGAUUACUUAUUAGUUGACCUGUUGUUUUGUAAGUGCAAAGCAGGUUGCAGACGGAUUUGGAGAAGGUAGAAUGAAGGGUUUACAAUCC